AUGGCGACUCUUCGGGGCAUACAACAACCAGAGCUAAGCAAGAAGCUUUUCAAGAUGAUCAAGUCCGAGAAUCAUGCAAUCGGCGCCUACGAAGCUGCUAGCCGUGAACGUAUCUCGAUUGCUUCUCAGCUUUCCGAUUGGGGCGAAGCUACGAACGAUGACUCCAUCUCUGAUAUCUCAGAUAAGUUGGGUGUGCUACUUUCAGAGCUUGGGGAGCAAGAAGAUUUGUUUGCCCAGAACCUGGAAGACUCCCGCGGUGUCUUAAAACAGAUCAGGAAUACGGAGAGCUCUGUGCAGCCAAGUCGUGAUCAGAAAGCAAAGAUCUCGGAUGAGAUUGCCAAAUUGAAGUACAAGGAGCCCACCAGCCCCAAGAUAACGCAAUUAGAGCAAGAGUUGGUACGAGCCGAAGCACAGAACCUCGUUGCGGAGGCACAAUUGACGAACAUCACUCGUCAAAAACUCAAAGAAGCCUACGACGUGCAAUUUGCGGCCACCAUCGAGCGCGCCGAGAAACAGAUCAUGCUCGCUCGCCACGGGCGCCGAAUACUCAACCUUCUCGACGACACGCCCGUGGUACCGGGUGACACACGCCCCGCCUUCGAGCACGGUGCACAAGCCCGGCAGAUCUUGAACGAUGCUGAGGAAGACCUACGCGAAUGGGCGCCGAAUCUGGAACCUGUCACAAGCUCUGCAAAGGACAUGACAUCGAACCUGAUGCCCAGCCAGGCCGGGACCGUUGCGCACAGUGAUGCCGGUGACACCGUCACUACCACGCAAGGAAGCACGGUAGGAGAUGUUGGAUCACCAACGCACGGUGGGAGUUCGCACGUUGCACAGACUUCAGCAUGA
Bacidia gigantensis is the source of this 849-nucleotide messenger RNA. RefSeq lists its product as uncharacterized. The record is from RefSeq and is a predicted model, not a curated record. The transcript has 2 exons. Gene Ontology annotation, cellular component: plasma membrane; eisosome filament. Bases 1 to 849 code for a protein of 282 amino acids. NCBI's taxonomy places the organism in Eukaryota, Fungi, Ascomycota, Lecanoromycetes, Lecanorales, Ramalinaceae. Gene Ontology annotation, molecular function: lipid binding. Gene Ontology annotation, biological process: negative regulation of protein kinase activity; endocytosis; eisosome assembly.